AUUUGGCAUUUGUGGCUGUGCAUCUAGUUAUUGAUAUGAUCUUUAUGGACGAAGAUUUGGAGGAAGAAAUACUUGAUGAUGUACUUUAUCCAAUUACAAGUGAAGUAUUGUGUGUAUUCCUAGUAUUGUUAGGAGGUUUGUGGUUUGAAAGAAAUCAAGUUGACAAAGAUCCUUCGACUGCAACUGCAAAUACAACUGUAUAUACAAAUUAUUACAUUUUUCCACGGUGGAGAGGAGUGAACACAUGCGGGCAUAUAUUUGGAGGACUAUUGGAUGAUUUUUGAGAAUAUAUGGACAUUUGUAUGCCAAUCAAUUUCGAUGAAAAAGUAAAAAACGAAAACUACGUUUCCAUAGUAAAUUAAGAAUAAAAAUAAAUAAUAACUAAUGACUUUUAGUUGAAAUGCUGAGAACUGGUAAAAAGAACUAGGCAAUUUUAAAAAAUGAUUUAUUUUCAAUUAAAAUCACGAAAAAUACCUCAAUAAAAUGUCAUUGUGUACUGUCAGAUUUGGACAAUUUCGAUUUGGUCUAAUAAUACCAAUUCUUCAUGCAUGUAUUGAAGGAAUUUUGUACUACUACAAUGACACCGAUUAUGAACCGCGAUCAGUUUUAUACAGUUUUGAAAUGGGUGGAUUACUUGGUCUUUUUUUGGAAGAAUUAGUUUUUGAUUGGGCACAGGAUGUGAAAGACACAGAGAGAAAACAGAAGGAAGAGCAAGAAGAUGCUGCAAAUAAGAAAAAAAUGUAUAAGAAAAAAGAUAAAUAUGUUGUUACAGUUAUUGAAGAGAAUGGAAAAAAGAAGCGUAAACCUUUAUUUAUAUUUCGGCGGUAUCCCAACGCAUUCAAACAAGUACAACCAUCAAACGAGGAUGAAAAGAAAAAAAGGAAACGGUAAUCUACGUAGAAACGUAAAAACCCAAAGAGGAUAAAAAGGUAAAAAGAAGGUAGAGUGGUAAAUUAUGGGAUUCAACUAUUAAAAAUGUUGAUUGUUUAUUUUAUUGUAUAAAGGGUGCAAGUCUUACAGACGAAAUAAUACACCUAUAUUCAAAAGUUAUGUACAUUCAUGCUGACAACUUUUCAGUCAUUAUUAAUUGAAAAUAAAUCAUUUAAAAAAAUAUGCAAAUAGUUUUAAUCUUUCAAAUAUGAUUACUAGAAGUAUGACAGCUAAAAGUCUAAAAGACGUCCGAAGUAACCCUGAAAGUUACAUCCUAUGGCCAUACCGGUGGUGUAAUGUACUGGAGUGCUGACAUAUGGGAUUGAAAUAUUAAAAAUGUUGAUUUUUCAUUAUAUUUUACUUAGAUAAAGGUGCAAGUGAUACAGAC
Messenger RNA from Chrysoperla carnea, 1318 nucleotides. RefSeq lists its product as uncharacterized. The transcript has 3 exons. The record is from RefSeq and is a predicted model, not a curated record. NCBI's taxonomy places the organism in Eukaryota, Metazoa, Arthropoda, Insecta, Neuroptera, Chrysopidae. The coding region runs from base 484 to 891 and encodes 135 amino acids.